ACCACAUUUCUCAAUCUCCAAAGGUUAUUCUUAAACCCAUUCCAAAGUCAUUCCCCUUCCUUUACUUACAACACAAGGCAUUGCUUUUACUCUGAUAUUUAUAAAUAUAUAUAUUUAGAGAUGUAUGGUUUGCAUUACUUGCCUUCCCAUACUCUCUUCUGGUUGUGCAAAACUUAGAAUGAAGCUAAGCGAAUCAAGAGGAGGCGAAUCAGCGAAGCACAACCAACACCAACAUUUCCACCACGAUCUUAAAAACAUGAUCUCCUCCUUAACCCACAUGGGAGCAUACAAGGCAGGACGGAACCAAUAUGAAGAAGAGGAGAAGGAGGAGGAGGAUGGCAUCAGAGCCAUCACGCUCUCUGGAUCCAACCUUGGAGCCACCAUGAAGACCGAGCUUGAUGAUAACCAUGGAGACAGCUACAAAAACGGUGGGCAAGAGCUUGAUUUCCUGACCACUUUUGUAAACAGCAACUUUCAAGCUGUGAACAACUCCAUAAUGAUGGGCGCAAAGUACGAGACUCAUGAUCCAGGAGUUCAUCUUGAUAUCUCAGGCGAUGUGGAGAAAUCUUUGAUGAAGGCACCUGGGAGGGGGUGGAGGGAAAGGAAAGGGAAAACUCAAGCUAGAAGAGAUCGUCGAGAAUCUGAACAUACAGAUUGAUUCGUAGCUUCAAGCACAAAUCAUUUUGGCUUCUGUAUACAAUUAAUCUAUUCUCUUAAUAAGUGCAUGCCAAAGCACAUUACUCGCACCAAUAAUCUUGCGUGAACAAGUGUAUGGAACUUAAUUGGAAAUGGUCAAAUUUAUUAAACUACAA
Molecule: messenger RNA, 812 nt
Organism: Raphanus sativus (radish)
Lineage: Eukaryota; Viridiplantae; Streptophyta; Magnoliopsida; Brassicales; Brassicaceae
Exons: 1
Coding region: 125-658 (177 amino acids)
Source: RefSeq, a predicted model, not a curated record